GUGUUUGGCGUUGGAUUGGCGCCUCUAGUUAGGGUUGGACGCAAGAGCCAAGUUGCUACGCGCCCUAACCCACAACAACACAACAACAACAACAGCCUCUAGUUAGGAUCCGAAGUUAUUGCUAGGACAUCUGUCUUGUUGCAAGAUAAGGAGACUCUCAAGCUAGUCACACUUUGGUGGCACUCACUAAACAAGUGCAUCUUAAUCACUUCUAAUACUCAUUCAUCUAGUCACAACCAGCUGGCAAGCCAUGCCGCAACAGCCUAUCCAGGGGCAAUCGGAGCAUCCUGUGGAGGAUGGCACAGAACCGAGGAACAAGAAGGCAAAACUGGCUCAGAAGGCGACCAAUGUCACAUUCCAGUCUGGCCAUGUAUCGCGCAACAAGCGUGGUCAGAUCAUGGGCGAGAGGGGCGAGUUCCGAGGGUGUACCAUCUGGCUCACAGGUCUGUCUGGUGCCGGCAAGACGACCAUCUCGUUCGCUCUGGAGGAGUUCCUGGUCUCCAACGGUAUACCGGCGUACGGUCUGGACGGCGACAACAUCCGACACGGACUGAAUAAGAACCUGGGCUUCUCCGCCGAGGACAGGGAGGAGAAUAUCCGCCGUGUCGCUGAGGUGGCCAAGCUGUUUGCCGACAGCGGAGUGGUCGCACUGUGCAGUUUCGUUUCGCCCUAUGCCAAGGACCGCGAUGUGGCGCGGAAGCUGCACGGCGACUCGAACCUGCCCUUCUACGAGUGUUUCGUCGACACACCGCUGGAUGUCUGCGAGUCGCGUGACGUCAAGGGCCUCUACAACAAGGCGCGCCAGGGUCUCAUCAAGGGUUUCACGGGAAUUGACGCGCCGUAUGAACGCCCCGCCAACCCGGACAUCACCCUGUACACUGCCAACCGGAGCGUGCAGGACUGCGUCGAUCAGGGGGAUCUGCUCACCGCUCACGGUAUCGUGCCCCGCUCGGCUAGUCAGACGGUGGGCGAGCUGUUCGUCCCGGCUGACCAGCUGAGUGUGGCCACGGAGGAGGCUGGACGGCUGCCGGCGGUCGACAUCAACACACUCGACCUGCAGUGGGUGCAGGUGCUCUCUGAAGGCUGGGCCACCCCGCUCACCGGCUUCAUGCGCGAGAGGGAGUACCUUCAGAGUCAGCACUUUAACUGCCUGCUGGAUGACGGCGUCACCAACCAGUCGGUGCCGAUCGUGUUGGCCGUGCAGACGGCGGACAAGGAGCGGCUCGCUGGACAGCCGGCCAUAACACUGAGGUACAACGGGAGACCGGUGGCCAUCCUGCGCAAACCCGAGUUCUUCGAGCACCGCAAGGAGGAGCGGUGCGCCCGACAGUGGGGCACCACCAACCCCGGACACCCCUACGUCAAGAUGGUGCUGGACUCUGGCGACUGGCUGGUCGGCGGCGACCUGGACGUGUUGGGCCGUAUCAAGUGAGACGGCCUGGACCAGUACAGACUGACGCCCACUGAACUGCGCCAGAGGUUCCGUGAGCUGGAGGCGGACGCAGUAUUCGCGUUCCAGCUGAGGAACCCCAUCCACAACGGGCACGCGCUGCUCAUGCAGGACACCCGUCGUCGUCUGCUCGAGCGCGGCUACAAGAAGCCAGUGCUCCUUCUCCACCCUCUGGGCGGCUGGACCAAAGACGACGACGUCCCGCUCGCCACACGCAUGCAGCAACACCAGGCGAUCCUCGAAGACGGCGUAUUGGACCAGGCCACCGUCCUAGCCAUAUUUCCGUCGCCGAUGAUGUAUGCCGGUCCGACGGAGGUCCAAUGGCACGCGAAGGCCCGCAUGUGUACAGGAGCGACCUUCUAUAUCGUCGGGAGGGAUCCGGCCGGCAUGGGACACCCCGACGGAAGUGGGGAUCUGUAUGAGCCGACUCACGGCAGCAAGGUCCUGACGAUGGCUCCAGGCCUCAAACAGCUAGAGAUCAUCCCUUUCCGCGUGGCCGCCUACAACAAGCAGCUGGGAAAGAUGGACUUUUUCGACCCAGCGCAGAGGGAGAACUUUGAGUUCAUCUCGGGCACAAAGAUGAGAGGUCUGGCCCGUUCCGGGCAACCCCCUGACGGCUUUAUGGCUCCUCGCGCCUGGAAAAUCAUCGCCGAGUUCUACCAGUCUCAGAACAAGCAGUAGCACCUCCACCGGUCCCGGUAGAGGUGGACUGAGGACGCCCAACACACGCGCCGGCCAGUGCCCUGUGCUGCCAAAUGUCAAUCACGGCUAUAUUGCUGUUCUGUGGUCGGUCAGCGGUGGGGAGGGUAGGU
Molecule: messenger RNA, 2262 nt
Organism: Amphibalanus amphitrite
Lineage: Eukaryota; Metazoa; Arthropoda; Thecostraca; Balanomorpha; Balanidae
Product: bifunctional 3'-phosphoadenosine 5'-phosphosulfate synthase-like
Biological process (GO): 3'-phosphoadenosine 5'-phosphosulfate biosynthetic process; sulfate assimilation
Molecular function (GO): sulfate adenylyltransferase (ATP) activity; adenylylsulfate kinase activity; ATP binding
Source: RefSeq, a predicted model, not a curated record